UACGACGACUUGUAGUUAUUGAUCUUUGUGUUGCUUUUACAAAAGGUUCGCUCCUUGUAAAUCAGGACUUAAGGAAGUGUUUUCAUUUAUCGCUCUUUAUUGAAUUAUAGUUAAGUCAGUAAAAUUCUUUAAUCACGUGAGACGCCGCCGGAUAUAAAUAUGUUUGAUGGAUCAUUCAAGCGGAGCUGGAUACUAAUUUAAUUCAAAGGAGCUCAUAUUUUUUUACUAUGGCUGCCUUUUCACGUAAGCUAUGUGAAUAUUAUCAGUGACGUGAAAAGCAAUAUCGAUGCACUAUGACAAGAACAAGAACUCCCACAUCUGCACAAGAUUCUCAAACUAAUAAAAAAAAGACUUGCUGCUUUGGCAAAAAAAUCUGCACCUAUUCUUGCAAAGUCUGGUGCAUGGUCAUUGUGUGUGCUCUGCUACUUGCUGCAGCCGCUGUCCUGCUUUACUUUUUGCUCACCAAAAAACCAAUUCUUCCAGAACGUGUCUUGGCACUUUCCAAAAUAACAGAUUGGCGACCACUCUGUCCGAUAGAACUUUCGAUGCCAAAAGAACGUUUUGAUUGCUAUCCUGAAGAUUCAAAGGUAGAUCAAGAAAACUGUGAAUCAAGGGGAUGCUGCUAUUUAGGAUUAUCAAAUUCAGACUCGUAUUCCAAUCAUUCGGAUACGGAGAGUGCUCCGAUAUGUGUUUAUCCAAAGAACUAUGGGUAUAUCUCCUCUGGUAAAGUUGAAUCAACAUUUAGUGGAUUUGAAAUACCUUUAUAUAGAUUACCUAGCCCAUCAAGAUUUGGCGACGAUCUGCAGUUGAUUCACAUGAAGGUUGAAAUGCAAACUAAAUAUAGACUUCGAAUUAAGUUUUAUGACCCAGGAAAUUAUCGUUAUGAAGUACCACAGCCCAAUAUACCGAUGCAUACAUCAUCACAAACAUCUGAAGCCGAACCUGAAGUUUUUCUAUAUUCUGUGACGUAUGAUACUAUCAACAAACCUUUUACUGUUAAAGUUAGAAGAGCCAGUACUGAUGCCGUUAUAUUCGAUACAUCUGUAGGUGCCCUUACUAUGGCCAAUCAGUUUUUAGAACUAACAACACGGUUGUCGACACACAAUUUAUUUGGAUUAAAGAAACGUUCAUUUAAAACAAAUAGGGAAGAUUUUAAUUGGGAAACAGUCAGCUUGUUUUCCUCUAAAAAUAAUCCUAAAUCUGGAUCACAUCCCAUGUAUCUCUGUUUAGAAGAAGAUGGUAAUGCUCAUGGUGUUCUUUUAUUAACAAGCAAUAUACUAGAAAUGCAACUACACCCAUUGCCUGCUGCUACAUUUCGUGCCAUAGGUGGAGUUUUAGAUUUUUACCUGUUUCUAGGCCCCACUCCUGAAGAUGUUAGGCAACAAUUUACUGAGGCUAUUGGCUUUUCUGUUAUGCCCCCCUAUUGGGCUUUUGGAUUACAUACUGGAUUUUCUGAACAACAUUCUUUGAACGACACUGAGAAGUUUGUGGAUGAAUUUAGAAGCAAGCAUAUUCCUUUUGAUUCUGUUGUGUUGAGGCAAGAAAUUAUUGACAAGGUUGCUAUAGAAAAUUUCACUGGUAAAAAAUUUCAAAAUUUCACUUCCAAGCUGAAGAGCAAAAAUCAAAAAUUAGUCCUGGAACUAGCAGCUGGCAUCCCAAAAUCUUCAGUCACCAAUCGUGAUUCAAUUUUUAAUGGAGGCUUACAAAACGAUAUUUUCAUCACUGACAAAUGGGGCUUAAAUGCUGUUGAAGCAUGGUAUCAUGAUGCUGUUGUAGUAUAUCCUGAUUUUGGUAGCUCUGGUGGAGUUACUUGGUGGUCACAGAUAACUAAAAAGAUAUCAGAUAUUAUUGAACUUGAUGGAUCCUCUCUGAUUGAUAAUGAGCCUGUUUCUAAUAGUGAUGGAUCUGUUAAUGGUUGUUUGAAUGACAAUUUAAAUCGUCCACCCUAUGUACCUAGAGUUGUUAAUAAUGCUGUGUAUGAAAAAACCUUGUGCAUGGAUGCUUUAUUGCGAUGGAAAGAUGACACUAUCACUCAUUAUGAUUAUCAUAAUUUUUAUGGCCAUGCAAUGGUGAUUGCAACUGACUUAGCAUUUGAUUUAAAUUAUCCCGCAAAAAGAAAGUUAAUAGUUAGUGAUUCUACUUUUGUUGGUACUGGACAAUAUGCUGGCCAUUACAUUAAGGAUUUAUCUGCUACAUGGGCAGACCUUCAAGCUUCAAUAUCAAUUGUUUUAGGACAGGGACUUCAUGGCAUAGCUUUAUCUGGAAUUAAUGUUUGUGGUGCUGUUGAUUCCCACAAAGAUGAAAGAUCUAAUGAACUUUGUCUGAGGUGGUUGCAACUGGGUAUAUUUUAUCCUCUUUUGCAGUUAUACGGCACUGGAGCUAAAUAUAUUUUUAAUGCGGGUGUUGAUGACAGAGAAUUUUAUCAUGAUAUUCGAAAUGCCUUGUCAAGACGAUAUGAAUUAUUGCCUUAUUUAUACACACUUUUUCAUUUGAGUCAUACUAAAGGUUCUUCGGUUGUGAGACCACUUUUCUUUGAAUUUCCGAAUGACAAUGAAACUUUCUCAAUUGACUCCCAAUUCAUGUGGGGAUCAUCACUCCUGAUAUCACCUAUUCUUGAAGAGGGUGCAGAAAUGAUAAAUUUUUAUCUUCCUGAGGGUAUUUGGUAUGAUUAUUAUCAGGGUGGACCAUUUGUAAGUUCUGGUGAAUGGUUUUCGGAAACUGGAGGACCUUUUUUGGAUAGCAAACAGCCGGCUGUUUUGCAUAUUCGUGCUGGACACAUUUUAACACUUCAAAAACCAUCAGAAACAACAACUGCUAGUCGAUUGAAUUCUAUGAGUAUAUUGGUAGCUCUGAAUUCUUCUUAUGAAGCUAAAGGUCUUCUCUAUUGGGACGAUGGGGAAACCAAAAAUUCUCAUGCCCUUGGAGAGUACAUAUUAGUGGAAUAUUCUGCUUCGGGAAAUACAUUGGUAGUGAAUGGAAAUUUUGGGAAAAAAGUCUUCCGCUCCAGUUUUUACAAAGCCGCUAUUGAACAAGUUAGAAUUAUGGGAUUGAAUAAGUUUCCUAAAAGAAUCAUUAUCGAUGGCAGCUAUAUAUUAUCGAACAAGCAGUACCAUUGGAAUUAUGACACAAUGGUUCUUGAUUUGAAACUUAUAUUAAUACCAUUGGGAAGAAGAACAGAACUUCAAUGGGUGUUUUGAUGAAGUGAAUUGGUGUAUAUAUUUAUACUCUUACUAAGUGUUUUGCCUGCUGGCAGGUCAUGCAUUUGUUCAUCUGUGGUAUUUUGUUCCUUCAUCAUGUAUAUUUAUUUUUUUAAACGAUCAAUUUUUUAAAUCAAAUUUUGUUGCUUUUAAAGAAUUUUAAUAUUUUUAACGGGUGCUAUACAAGUUUAUAUAUUUUUUAAAUGUUUCACAUUGUUAAUGUGCACCAGUGCCAAAAUGUUCUAUCAGUGUAUGGGAGAUGUGUUUCAACAUGUAGUUAUUUGGUCAUUAAAAUGUGUAAGAAGAA
Molecule: messenger RNA, 3504 nt
Organism: Parasteatoda tepidariorum (common house spider)
Lineage: Eukaryota; Metazoa; Arthropoda; Arachnida; Araneae; Theridiidae
Product: sucrase-isomaltase, intestinal
Biological process (GO): carbohydrate metabolic process
Molecular function (GO): alpha-1,4-glucosidase activity; carbohydrate binding
Source: RefSeq, a predicted model, not a curated record